GAAUGGCAGUUUGUACGUACAGAUAUCCAUUCCAGCUGAGCAUAGAGAGAGCCUCUGCUCCGGCGCUGGCUGCAGCUGUGAUUAAUUCAUAUAACGUAAGAAUCUACAUCUCUCACUUAGCAUCUGACUACUCGCUUUUUGCAGGUUAAACAUACAGGAUGGACAAAUUGAUUUCAACACGGAGCCACCAUCGCACCCAGAAUAUGAGCAUCAAAUUGGCAGUGCAGGCCCUUUUCUUCCUGACCUCAUUCUGUAUUCGUACGACCUCUGGGCUGAUGACCCCUGAUAUGAUUGGAAGGAUGGCUACUGCUGGGCGGCCUCCUCUAAGACCUCAGGUCCAGGCCGGUCAAGUCUCUUCAAAAUGUGAAGCUGAUCUGGCUGAACUGGUAGCAACAGAGACGGGUCAACUUGUAUCAGUUCUGGAUGCCAUUGGUAAACCUCAGCCUGGAUUUUGCAUGGUAAUCUAGCCUGGCUGGGACAUUUUGAUGAAUGCAAGAGUGUUACUGGUUUCAACUACUGCCUAACAUACCUACAGCUGCAGCUGCCUGCCAAUUCUAGCAAUGCUCCCAACGCAUAUGGUGCUUCGCCGGGGGCUUUGCCUUUAAAGCUAAUGUGGGGACUGUGUGUACCAGAAUCAUGCUCAGACUCUGAUAUACUCUUCUCUCUGCAAGACCUGUUAGAAUUAGUCGAAGCUCCUUUCAAUUUAUCGGCUGUGAAUGCGUCGUCAGUAGUCUGUGCCCAAGACCCUCCUGUUCCAUAUAACAGUACGGGAUUCAUUGUCACUCUGUUCUUUCUUGGGUUAAUUGCCUGCCUGAUGGUGUUGGGUGCCUUCCUUGACAAGACACUGCGUUCUAUUGACUACAAGCCACCUGCCACCGCCCCCACCCCUGGGGUUCCUAUCAAUGGACCCAUCAGAGUGGUGGAUGCGUACCCCUACCAAAGGGUGAGAGAUACCGGUAGAGAAGGACAGGUGGAAUCAGAGCACCAGGGGGAGGAGCGAGAGCUGGAGGAGGCGGUACCCACAGCAUGUACCAAAUUCUGGCAUCAGAUUGUGCUUUCCUUUGCCGUCAACCGCAACUUGGCCAAGCUGCUUGGGGCUAAGACACCAGAGGGCAGUAUAACAUGCCUGAACGGUAUUCGAGUCAUCAGUAUGACCUGGGUCAUCCUAGGUCACGUGUCAUCCUUUAUGAUUGGAAGUGGAAUUGUAGGUAACCCACUUCACAGCUAUGGAUUCAUCGCCCGUUUUGGCUUCCAAGCUGUCUCCAACGCUUUCUUCUCUGUUGACUCUUUCUUCUUUCUCAGUGGGUUGUUGGUGGCGUAUAUGGCUCUUGGAAGGAUGGUGAAGACCAACGGAAAGCUUCCAUGGCUCUGGUUCUAUUUCCAUAGAUAUUGGAGGCUCACGCCAGCACUGGGUAUGACAAUGCUGAUUGCUCUCUACCUCCAGCCCUACAUUGGAAGCGGUCCUAUAUGGCAGGUCGAGGCUUCUAACCCAUCUUGUGAGAAGUACUGGUGGGCCAAUAUUCUCUACAUCAAUAAUUUUGUUCCAGAUUCAGGACUAUGCAUUGGAUGGGUGUGGUACCUCGCUAACGACAUGCAGUUCUUUGUGAUAAGCCCUUUCUUAUUGAUUAUGCUUUACAGGGUCCCCAUCGUAGGGCUCGUGACCAUGGGAGUAAUGUGCCUUGCAAGCUUUAUUUCGACGGCUGUUCUGAUGGUCAAAUAUAACUUCUAUGCAGUCAUCAUGGAUGGUACAAACCCCCAUCAAGAUCCAAACCAUUCUUUCAUGGAAGAGAUCUAUGUCAAGCCCUACUGCCGCAUCGCUCCGUAUCUGGUUGGUAUGGCGAUGGGAUAUUUCUUCCAUCUCUACAAGAACAAGGCCUUCAAGAUGCAUCCAAUUGUGGCUAUGAUAGGGUGGGUCUUUGCAACCGCAGUUGGCAUGUCACUGGUGUAUGGAUUAUAUCCUUCUUUUCACGGUCAUCCCUUGAGUACUGCAGAGAAUGCUGCCUACAUGGCUCUGUGUCGAUUCACUUGGGCUGUCUCUCUCUCUUGGGUGGUCUUUGCAUGUCAUUAUGGAUAUGGAGGUUGGAUCAACGACUUCCUGAGUUGGGAGCUGUGGAUACCAAUGAGCCGUCUGACAUAUUCCGCCUAUCUUCUACAUCCUAUUAUAAUCAUGGUCUACGAUUUCAAUCAUGGGAACAACUACUUCUACUCGAUCUAUAUGCUGGCCUUCGAGGUAACAGCCAUCGUUACGCUAGCCUACGUCGCCGCAAUUCUGAUGGCUGUAGCCAUCGAAUUCCCUCUAGGAAACCUGGAAAAGUUGUUCAUGCCCUUGGCGGAAAAGAAAAGAAAAUGAUUCGGCUCCUUUAUAUAUACAGCCAUGUUUCCCAGGAGAUAUUGAGUAAAGCUGUGUUAGAAUUGCAUUUUCGAGAAAGAACAAAAAUAUGCAAGCUAUUCUUUAAAGUUGAUUAUAAUGUAAUUAUGAAAUAGAAAAUACAAUUGAGUACUUUAACAAGCAUUAUAUGAAAUUAAUAAAUCUAGCUGAACAUCAGAAACGCUGAAAAGUAACACACAUCGAUAUGCAUGCCAUAUAGGACAGCACAGAUGUGUAUUGGUUAAAGCUUAUCUGCCAUAGUUUACAGGAGGGAUUAGACCGCCCUACAAGGUCACUGGACAGGUGGUUAUCUCAUCAAUUCAGCUCUCAGUUAAC
Molecule: messenger RNA, 2704 nt
Organism: Strongylocentrotus purpuratus (purple sea urchin)
Lineage: Eukaryota; Metazoa; Echinodermata; Echinoidea; Camarodonta; Strongylocentrotidae
Product: nose resistant to fluoxetine protein 6
Exons: 16
Coding region: 611-2350 (579 amino acids)
Molecular function (GO): acyltransferase activity, transferring groups other than amino-acyl groups
Source: RefSeq, a predicted model, not a curated record